AACACAGCACCGCCACCGCUGUGACUGAACGGCUGGAGAGAGAGAGAGAGAGAGAGGGAGGAAGAGAGACAGAGAGCGGCAAGAGCGGGGAGAAACGGUCCGGGGACAGGGGGAUGAUUGCCGCAGACGGGGAAGAGAAGAAAGUCGGAUGAAUCAAUGACCUUUUGAGCGCUCUUCCUCUGGAUGUCCCGGCGCAGAAACGGACCGGAGAGGUUUAAUUUAGGCUUUUUAACAAGAAAAUCGCCGAGCUUUGAAAAUUCACCGACUGGAAUUAGCUAAGGCCAAUUGUGGACAGCCGGCAGCCAAGGAGGAAGUGGGAACCCCCGGGCUUGAACUGGGCCUGAUUUUUGUAUAGUCCGCUUCUGGUGAGAAGGCACUACUUUGUGUCAGUUUCCAGCUCCGCUGAGAGCAACAGGAUUUCGAACGGAAAAAAACUUGAAAUGUGGCUUUUGACGGAAGUCACUGCUCAUAUGCGACUUUGAAACAUAUCGGGCUUUUUUCUCCUUCUUCUUCUUCUUACAUCGGAAUCCAUUGGAUCAUGAAAACAGACCCCCACUCAAGUCUGUGAGGGCUCCAUACACACUGCUUCUUCUGAAUGCUCAGGUCAGAUCACCACAGACCAGCUAACUGUACUGUACAAACUUGCAAGCCACCACCUUUUGAACAUUGACACUUGUGUCAGCCCACCGCUGCCAUCACGUGGAGGACUUUCAGUAGCAACACAUUGAAACUGUAACUUCUCAGUGAUAUAUCCCCCCCCCCUAUUUUCUUCUCAUUGGAGAAGCUUCACUAUAUCUUCUAAAGAAGUAUUUAUGAACAGAAAACAAGAUGGGGAAAAUGCUUUCAAAGAUCUUUGGCAACAAGGAGAUGAGAAUAUUGAUGCUUGGACUUGAUGCUGCUGGGAAAACUACCAUCCUGUACAAGCUGAAGCUGGGACAGUCAGUCACCACCAUCCCCACUGUUGGUUUCAACGUGGAGACUGUCACCUAUAAGAAUGUGAAGUUCAAUGUGUGGGACGUGGGGGGACAAGAUAAGAUCAGGCCGCUCUGGAGACAUUACUACACGGGCACCCAGGGGCUCAUUUUUGUGGUGGACUGUGCCGACAGGGAUAGGAUCGACGAGGCGAGGCAGGAGCUCCACCGCAUCAUCAACGACCGAGAGAUGCGGGACGCCAUCAUCCUUAUCUUCGCCAACAAGCAGGACCUCCCAGAUGCCAUGAAACCACACGAGAUCCAGGAGAAGCUGGGCCUGACGCGGAUCAGAGAUAGGAAUUGGUACGUUCAGCCUUCGUGUGCGACGACAGGGGACGGACUCUACGAGGGCCUGACCUGGCUUACCUCAAAUUAUAAGUCUUAAUGUUUCCCUCCCUUCCUCCUCCUUUCUCACCAGCCUGGACACUUGGAGGCAAAAGAAGUAGCUGAGAAUGAAAAAUAAUAAGUAAAAAGAAAAAAAGAUGCAAUCUGAAGCAAUUAAUACCAUGACCCCUCUGCUGAGUAUGUAUCAAAGAGGGUAGCAUUUACUUCUAGUUUUCUUUCUUUCUCUUUUUUUGGAUAAUGUUGACAUCACUAUAAUCACAGAUUUCAUUUAAGCAAAAAACCAACAUAUUUCUUGGCUUUUUUUUUCUUUGUAGCUUGCUUUGGUUCACACUCUGUAUAACCAGCACUGUUUAAAUAUACAGUACGCUUUCUUUUACAGCAAAUUCUUUAUUUUUUAACUCCUUGUUUUUGUUUUUUUGUGUAAUUUUUUUUCAGGGGACUAUGGGGGACACAUUUAUAUUUUCGCCCCAUGCUUAACCCUCAUUCAGUAUUCUCAGUCAUCACCCAGCUACAUAUCCAAAGGAUGGGGAAAGUCCAAAAAGACAAAAAACAAAUGAAAAAAAAAAGCCCAUUGCCUAGCACAACCGCAUAUCACCUUCAUUGGUCGAAGUUGCCGCUGUAAUUUGUAAGAAUGCGUGUUUAUGAAUAUGUUAGGACCUUCCUUUUGUAUUCGAUUGUACUGGGAUGAAUGAGGACGUGUUAGUUACUUAUUUCAUGUGCAGUGAUUCCAUCCAUAAUGUCUACUGUGGCGGUUUGUUCGAAAGACACUAUGUGGACGCUUGAUAUUCUGACACACACACGUACACACUGUGAUAUGGAUAUAUCUAUACAUUUUGUUGUUUCAGGGUUUGAAUCUGUUACAACCAGUCUUAUCGUUUCCUCUCGAGCUUCCGUUACUGUUGAGUGUUUGUAGUUUCGGCUGCCUUAAGAGGGACCCGAGUUACAGGUGUCCCCACACCCCCCUCCCAAAAUCAAGACAGCAGAAGGUAUUCUUAGUCGCUGAGUUUGCACUGCAGGACAGA
Messenger RNA from Pelmatolapia mariae (spotted tilapia), 2338 nucleotides. RefSeq names its product ADP-ribosylation factor 6a (gene arf6a). The coding region runs from base 829 to 1356 and encodes 175 amino acids. The record is from RefSeq and is a predicted model, not a curated record. Gene Ontology annotation, biological process: vesicle-mediated transport; regulation of dendritic spine development; protein localization to endosome. Gene Ontology annotation, molecular function: GTPase activity; GTP binding. NCBI's taxonomy places the organism in Eukaryota, Metazoa, Chordata, Actinopteri, Cichliformes, Cichlidae. The transcript is spliced from 2 exons. Gene Ontology annotation, cellular component: recycling endosome membrane; endocytic vesicle; cytoplasm.